CUGCUAUUUAACCAUUGCACUCGCCACCAUCCUGGAUCAGGCAGCAGUAUAUCAGCUGGAAUCGCAACUUGCGGAGGAGUGAGCAGGCCACACUCCUCCAGUCCUACUCGAUCACUAGUUCACUGAGAAGAGAGAGAGAGAGAGAGAAAAAUGGAUCCUACCAAGUUCCGGCCGUCGAGCAGCUUCGACACCAAGGUGACGACGACGAACGCCGGCGCGCCGGUGUGGAACGACAACGAGGCGCUGACGGUGGGGUCCCGCGGCCCCAUCCUGCUGGAGGACUACCACCUCAUCGAGAAGAUCGCGCACUUCGCGCGCGAGCGCAUCCCGGAGCGCGUCGUCCACGCCCGCGGCGCCUCCGCCAAGGGCUUCUUCGAGUGCACCCACGACGUGUCCGCCCUCACCUGCGCCGACUUCCUCCGCUCCCCGGGCGUGCGCACGCCGGUCAUCGUGCGCUUCUCCACCGUCAUCCACGAGCGCGGCAGCCCCGAGACGAUCCGCGACCCGCGCGGGUUCGCCGUCAAGUUCUACACGCGGGAGGGCAACUGGGACCUGCUCGGCAACAACUUCCCCGUCUUCUUCAUCCGCGACGGCAUCAAGUUCCCCGACGUGAUCCACGCGUUCAAGCCCAACCCGCGGUCGCACGUGCAGGAGUACUGGCGCGUCUUCGACUUCCUGUCGCACCACCCGGAGAGCCUGCACACCUUCUUCUUCCUCUUCGACGACGUGGGCGUGCCCACGGACUACCGCCACAUGGAGGGCUUCGGCGUCAACACCUACACCUUCGUCAACGCCGCCGGCAAGGCGAACUACGUCAAGUUCCACUGGAAGCCCACCUGCGGCGUGCGGUCCAUCCUGACGGACGACGAGGCGGCGCUGGUCGGCGGGCGGAACCACAGCCACGCCACGCAGGACCUGUACGACUCCAUCGCCGCCGGCAACUAUCCGGAGUGGAAGCUGUUCGUGCAGGUGAUCGACCCGGACACGGAGGAGCAGUUGGACUUCGACCCGCUGGACGACACCAAGACGUGGCCGGAGGACCUGCUGCCGCUGCAGCCCGUGGGGCGGCUGGUGCUGGACCGGAACGUGGACAACUUCUUCAACGAGAACGAGCAGCUGGCGUUCGGGCCGGGGCUGGUCGUCCCCGGGAUCUACUACUCCGACGACAAGAUGCUGCAGUGCCGGGUGUUCGCGUACGCGGACACGCAGCGCUACAGGCUGGGGCCCAACUACCUGAUGCUGCCCGUGAACGCCCCCAAGUGCGCGCACCACAACAACCAUUACGACGGCGCCAUGAACUUCAUGCACCGGGACGAGGAGGUGGACUACUUCCCAUCCAGGCACGCGCCGCUGCGCCACGCGCCGCCCGUGCCGGUGACGGCGAGGCCCGUCGUGGGGAAGCGGGGGAAGGUCACCAUCCGGAAGCAGAACGACUUCAAGCAGCCCGGGGAGAGGUACCGGUCCUGGGACGCCGACAGGCAGGAGCGCUUCGUGCGCCGCUUCGCCGACGCGCUGGCGCACCCCAAGGUCAGCCAGGAGCUGCGCUCCAUCUGGAUCGACUUCCUCUCCCAGUGCGACACAUCACUGGGGAUGAAGGUUGCCAACCGCCUCAACGUGAAGCCAAGCAUGUGAAGCCAAUCGCAGCAGCAGCAGCAAUAAGACGGAUCCAACCGGCCAGUGUGUUGAUUACGUUGUGUAUCCUGGUUUCUUCUUCUUAGCUAUAUAUCAAGCAAAUUACCAAGCAGGGAACCAUCAUCCAAUCUUUCCUUGCAUGUACCUUAUAUAUCUGCAGAUUGCAUGUAUCGAGCUCCUGGAGCAUGUACACUGAUGCAAUGCUGUAAUAUUAAUGGCAACAAAUUAAAUCUAAAUCUUCCCAGAAGAUGGCUAUAUUCAGAGCUA
Messenger RNA from Phragmites australis (common reed), 1899 nucleotides. Its product is annotated as catalase isozyme 3. The transcript is spliced from 3 exons. Lineage: Eukaryota; Viridiplantae; Streptophyta; Magnoliopsida; Poales; Poaceae. Gene Ontology annotation, cellular component: peroxisome; plasma membrane; cytoplasm. Gene Ontology annotation, molecular function: heme binding; catalase activity. The record is from RefSeq and is a predicted model, not a curated record. The coding region runs from base 151 to 1632 and encodes 493 amino acids. Gene Ontology annotation, biological process: hydrogen peroxide catabolic process; response to hydrogen peroxide.